AUGUGGAUCGGCAACAAACAAUCGGAUCAAGGUGAGAUUAGCUUGCAGAAGACGGCCCGCAUGCACUUCUCUAACAACGUCGAUUCCCAGGCCGCUGAAAGCUGCGCCAAACCUCAAGCCGGCGGAGGACAAGGAUACCCGGGCGCCAAGAUCAGCCAAGGUGUCCCACGGAAUAAAGGACAGGGAGGCACCAUCAUGACGCGUGGCCACACGUCCGACAGCAUGCGAUUUAGAAACAUUACCGGGUUCUUGCCGGAUAAUGACAUGACGGGCAUUUCCGGGGACAUGGUGCGCCCGACAGACCGUGACGAAGAGUUUCGUGUUGGAAGUGACGGAAAGUGGCAGUUCGCCGUGCUCUUCAGGAAGAUUGAAGCUGGCUUGUCAGUAUAUGCAGACAUGAAGGAGAAUAAGACAGGUAGUCGCCAUGACGCAGCCUUCCUUCUUGCUGGGGGCUUGGCCUUGUGCAGGGACAGCUUCCUUCACUACUGCAAAGACUUGGAAGGCACGACGGAAGUGUGUUUCCACGGGCACAAGCAUAGGUUGUCGUUUUGCUUGAACAAGAUCGAGGAACUGAAGGAGGGAACGUUUAGCAGAAAGGACGAUGGAGACGCCGUGGGGCUGCUAGGACAGCUUCAAGACUUCCGUGAUGUAGCCAAGAUCUUAUCAAGCAUAACCCUGGGAUUUCGGCCACUUACUGAUGAGAACAGACAGCAGCUAUCAAAGGAUUUCAAUUUCGUGGUGAUCAAGGAUCCUUUUCAGCCCAAGCAUAGUGGCCACGACAACACCGUCAUGCUGGCUUGUGAGAUCUUUGAGUGGGACUCUGGUUGGGCCGUGCUUGGCCGUGCCAUUCACAGUGGCAUGCUUCUUCAGGUCAAUGGCUUGUUUGUUCAUGGGAGAUGCAAAGUUAAGGAGUACUACGUUCUGACUGCUGAGACUCUUGCGGACUUGCCGGAAGACAUUCGAGACGAGGUGCGUGACAAAAUCAUGGUUGUGACAGAGUACAAGAAUUCUGACACCCCAAUACAUGGUAAUGAGUUGAUGAACAACGACGCAGAUGGCGAAGAGCAAGACCUGCUUGAAAAAACGCGGGAGAAGAUGAAGGCCAAAACGUCAAAAGAGCGAGACCCGGAAGAGACAUUGUGCCUGACAGUUCCCACGUGCUACCCCGAGGGUAGAAGGAGAAUCAUCCUGCUCAAGCGCAGGCAGGUGACGCUAUGGAGGACUGGUUCCUACAGCGAUAUGAAAGAGAUCGCGCGCGAGCUGGCUGCGCAGCGCAAGGAGUUUGAUGAGAAUGGUGAGGCGGUUUUUUAUGUACCCGACGACAUUGCAAAGCAAUGGAAGUUGGACAUGCUGCAGAAGAAGUCGACGCUCCCCUCGGUUACCGUGUGCGAGCACUACAAGCAGGAGCAACCAGAGGUGCCUGGUGAGCUAGUCUUCUAA
Symbiodinium natans is the source of this 1440-nucleotide messenger RNA. Lineage: Eukaryota; Dinophyceae; Suessiales; Symbiodiniaceae. The record is from the annotation of a GenBank genome assembly.